UUCUUUCUCAAGCUCUCGAAUGCCUUCUGUUACAAGCACUUAGCUCAUACAUCCCCCUCCGAUCCUUUAUUCUCCUCUGUCCCCCAACGAAAACCCUCUAUACGCUUCCUUUUCUCUCUCUAGAUUCUCCGAAUUCUGUGUUUCUAUGGAGUCAAAGCUGCAGCGCCGUUUCACACUGGGCAGGCAGUCCUCGGGAGCGCCUGGGAAUGACGCCGCUCUUGCCUCCGACGUCUCGGUGAGUGUGGAGGAAGAAUUGGAUUCUGGCGUUCGGUUGAUGUACUCGGCGAACGAGGGCGAUUUGGAGGGGAUUGAGGAGCUUUUGGAUUCUGGGACCACUGUCAAUUUCAGGGAUAUUGAUGGCCGCACCGCCUUACACGUUGCCGCGUGCCAGGGACGGACGGACGUUGUUGACUUGCUUCUCCGUCGCGGCGCUGAAGUUGAUGUGAAGGACCGAUGGGGGAGUACGCCUCUUGCAGAUGCAAUAUACUAUAAAAAUAAUGACGUGAUUAAGCUUUUGGAGGCACAUGGUGCGAAACCUCCGAUGGCUCCCAUGCAUGUGCAGAAUGCCCGUGAAGUUCCAGAGUAUGAAAUUGACCCAAGAGAGCUAGAUUUUACUAACAGUGUCGAAAUAACAAAGGGAACAUUUUGCAUUGCCUCAUGGCGUGGGAUCCAGGUUGCUGUUAAGAAACUUGGUGAGGAAUUUUUCAUCGACGAAGAGAAAGUAAAAGCAUUCAGGGACGAGCUUGCUCUACUUCAGAAGAUACGCCACCCAAAUGUUGUCCAAUUUCUUGGUGCUGUGACACAAAGUACUCCAAUGAUGAUUGUUACUGAAUAUCUACCUAAGGGAGACUUUGGUGCAUACUUGAAAAGAAGAGGUGCUUUAAAGCUAACAACGGCUAUCAAGUUUGCCCUGGAUAUUGCGAGAGGAAUGAACUACUUGCAUGAGCAUAAGCCUGAAGCAAUAAUUCAUCGAGAUCUUGAACCUUCAAACAUAUUGCGUGAUGAUUCUGGUCAUCUUAAAGUUGCAGACUUUGGGCUAAGCAAGCUCAUGAAAGUUGCCAAAACAAUUAGAGAAGACAAGCCUUCGUCUUGCCAACAGACUUCUUGGCGGUACGCAGCUCCAGAAGUUUUUAGAAAUGAGGAAUAUGAUACUAAGGUGGAUGUGUUUUCAUUUGCAUUGAUAUUACAGGAGAUGAUCGAAGGUUGUCCACCAUUUCCUAAAAGGAAAGAAAUUGAAGUUGCUAAAGCGUAUGUGGCCAACGAGCGCCCUCCAUUUGAAGCUCCACUGAAGCGUUAUGCCCAUGGACUGCGACAGUUAAUAGAGGAUUGCUGGGAUGAGAAGCCCUCAAAGAGACCUACGUUUCGGGAAAUAAUUCUGAAGUUGGAUGCAAUAAACAAACAUUAUUGUCACAAAAGACAGUGGAAGACGAAAGCACUUAAAUAUCUGCACAGAUUUGAGUCAAUCUUGAAGUUAGAUCAUUCUAUUUCAAGGAGUGGUUCGUCUCGCUCAACUAUUAGAUAAGUUGAUUGUUUCCCUAAAAAGGAGCCCAGAGUACUCUCCAGCAGGUGAUUCGAGCAUAAUAUUUCUUUCCAAAAGUAGUUGACGAUGAGUGAAGAUGCUGUGUUGAUAGACCAUUGUAUGUGAUAAAACAAAAGAAAUUUUCGUGCGAUCACUUUCUUCUUGUCCAGAGGUCUGCAAAAUCUCUCAAGGUUUUGCUCUGUUGUGACAAGUAAUUAAGUGAUUUUUUGUGUCAUUUGAACGUUGGUUCACCUUUGCCUUCUGUGAAUACGUUGUUCAGCUUUAAUUGUAAAACUCAGCCAUUGAUGAUCCAGUAAUAAUUCUAAAGCACCAUGUUCUUUCUCAUAUUCA
Sesamum indicum (sesame) is the source of this 1870-nucleotide messenger RNA. Its product is annotated as Integrin-linked protein kinase family. Lineage: Eukaryota; Viridiplantae; Streptophyta; Magnoliopsida; Lamiales; Pedaliaceae. Gene Ontology annotation, molecular function: protein serine/threonine kinase activity; protein binding; ATP binding. The record is from RefSeq and is a predicted model, not a curated record. Gene Ontology annotation, biological process: protein phosphorylation.